This is a messenger RNA of Kluyveromyces marxianus DMKU3-1042, 630 nucleotides long. RefSeq names its product Yet3p (gene YET3). The record is from RefSeq and is a predicted model, not a curated record. Gene Ontology annotation, biological process: endoplasmic reticulum to Golgi vesicle-mediated transport; intracellular protein transport. NCBI's taxonomy places the organism in Eukaryota, Fungi, Ascomycota, Saccharomycetes, Saccharomycetales, Saccharomycetaceae. Gene Ontology annotation, cellular component: endoplasmic reticulum membrane; endoplasmic reticulum. Bases 1 to 630 code for a protein of 209 amino acids. The transcript has a single exon.
AUGUUCAACCAUUUCAAAUGCUCGUUUCAAGUUUAUAUAUAUGAUCAAGAAUCGAAUCGCGAUCUAAAGGUUCUAUCUACCCCUGAAAGCAUGUCUCUGUAUCAUGGUUUGGUGUACGCCAUUCUCGUUGUUGAGCUCAUUACCUUAACGCUAUUGGGUCUGCCACUCCCUUUGGUGCUGAAGAAGCCCGUGAUCAAGGCUCUAUCAAAACCGCUCCUGUCGUCAACGGUUCAAAUUACCAUCAAAUGUGUACUAGGUUUUAUCCUACUACUAUUUGUUGACUCUAUGAACAGAGUAUAUGGUAUUGAAAGUGAAUUGGACAGAAUGAAGGAAUCGGGCGUUGGGACUUAUCCGCAUGGCAAGACGGAAAUCUUGUCAAGGAAGUUCUUUUGGCAGAGAAAUAUGUAUUUAACUGGCAUCACAUUGUUUCUCACGUUUUUGUUGACUCGUGUGGCUACGCUUGUAUGGGAACUUUUCGACAUGAAGGAUGCGUACGAGACUACAUUGAAGACCAAACAAGACGAGUUGCCUCCAAAGCAAAAAUCUUUAGCCAAGGAGAUCGCCGAUAUCGAUGAGGAGAUAGCACGUUUGAAAGAACAGUCUACUGCUCUGCAGGAACAAAUGAAAUGA